AUGUGUGGAAGAUACGUUCUGAGACUGCGCCCGGCCGAGGUGCGCAAGCAGCUUGAGCAGUCGCAGAUGCCCUCCGAAGAAGCUCCAGACGACGAUCAAGUCCGGUCAACUUACAAUUUUGCUCCUAGCUACAAUGGAAUCGUCUACAGAGCUGAAGUGCCCGAUUCCGGUUCAAGGAAGUCUGAUAAGAAAGACGAGAGCACAGAAAAUGUCCCGGCCGCCGAUGAAGCCAGCACAUCACAAGAUACUAGGUACAAGCUGCAAGCGAUGAAAUGGGGUCUCAUUCCAUCUUGGAUGAAACGCAAGCCGGAUUACGGUUCUAUGAUGAAAACGAUCAACUGCCGUGACGACUCGCUCGCCGAAAACCGGGGCCUUUGGAACUCGAUGAAACAUCGGAAGCGUUGCAUCGUUGUGUGCCAGGGCUUCUACGAAUGGUUGAAGAAGAACGGCGGCAAGGAGAAAGUCCCCUACUUCGUGAAGCGAAAGGGUGGGCAGCUGAUGUGCUUUGCGGGGCUGUGGGACUGCGUCAGGUUCGAAGGAUCGGAAGAGAAGCUCUACACCUACACGAUCAUCACCACAGAUUCCAACAAGCAGCUCAGUUUCUUGCACGAUCGCAUGCCUGUCAUCUUAGAUAACGGCUCUGAAGCACUCUGGAAGUGGCUUGACCCUGGCCGUACCGAGUGGAAUCGAGAGCUGCAGUCGCUUCUCAGGCCCUUUGAUGGCGAACUCGAGUAUUACCCCGUCAGCAAAGAGGUGGGGAAAGUUGGAAAUGACUCGCCUUCCUUCAUUGUCCCAGUCGACUCCAAGGAGAACAAGAAUAACAUUUCAAACUUCUUCGACAAGCAAAGGAAAGCUGCUCAAGGUAGUGGCGAGGCCAAGGUUGUCACGCAAGAAAACCAGGUUGCUGGCGCGAAGAUUGACAAGCCCGGGCACGUCAAAGGUGAGGCUCGUGGCACCUCGGACGAAGAUGGCACGGAACACAAUGCACCGUUGCCAGCUCCCUCUGGGAACGGGGACAAGCGUGGUAUCAAGCGGGAGCACGAAGACGCAGACGACAAAGAUGAAACGUAUGGCUCAACGCAUGGCUCACCGCCGCCCCAGAAGGCAGCCAAGACAGGCGGCCAGGCCAGUGUCUCUCCCGAGAAAAGCAAGGCGAACGACUCGACCAAGCCAGGCAGGAAGACGAGAAGCGCCACAAGCAACGGCACUACACAAAAGAACAGGGGGGCGACCGCGGGCGACGGCAGUAGGAAGAUCACGGCUUUCUUCGGAAAGUGA
Molecule: messenger RNA, 1278 nt
Organism: Diplodia corticola
Lineage: Eukaryota; Fungi; Ascomycota; Dothideomycetes; Botryosphaeriales; Botryosphaeriaceae
Exons: 3
Coding region: 1-1278 (425 amino acids)
Biological process (GO): DNA damage response
Molecular function (GO): single-stranded DNA binding
Source: RefSeq, a predicted model, not a curated record